Messenger RNA from Batrachochytrium dendrobatidis JAM81, 375 nucleotides. RefSeq lists its product as uncharacterized. The record is from RefSeq and is a predicted model, not a curated record. The coding region runs from base 1 to 375 and encodes 124 amino acids. NCBI's taxonomy places the organism in Eukaryota, Fungi, Chytridiomycota, Chytridiomycetes, Rhizophydiales. The transcript has 3 exons.
AUGCGCGAUGAUCCGGGGGCGGAAGACUAUAUGCAAAAAAUCGAUUCUGAAAAAUUCGUGUUUGCUGUAGGAGUUGGUUCAAAUGAUUAUGCAGUUCUUGGUAUUCCAUUUAUGACUCAUCUUGCAGUCACAUUUGAUUUACAGAAUAAACGCACUGGAUUUGGUCCUGGAUGUGGAUGCGAAGUCGCGACUGAUGGAUAUCCUACUAUCUCGAACGGUGAUCAAGUUCUCUGGUCACCAUCACAAUUGCCUGAACAACCAAGUACUUCAAGUUCAAGUGGCAGAUCUGGUCUCAGGAGAUCAUUUUCGCGAUUUGGUAGUACUCUCCGUGGUACUAAGCGGUCAAAAGCAAAUUACGAGAAACUUGAGGACUAA